AUGCUUGUAUUUGCAGCAGGAUUUAUAGCAGGCUUGUUGUCAUUUCCAUUGGCAUUCUGUCUGAUUCCUUUUGUAGCAGGGAAGGCAUAUAAGAAAAGAAUGUUAAGGAUUGCUGAGAGAAGUAAGAAAGUGGACAUAAGUGCAGGGCAAUCGAAUGCGGUUCUCAAAGGGAUGCACAGAUGUGUUGAUGUGCAUUGGAUGAAUGUAAUGCUACAAAGGCUUUAUGUGGAGAUGUCGAAGUCGCAUGCUGUAAAACUGAAGGUAAAGUCCAUGAUACUCAAGAAAGUUGAGUCAUCGGGAAUGAACAAGUAUAUCAAAAGCAUUGAGGUGUCAGAUAUCACUUUGGGAAGUGAGGCGCCAUAUGUGAGCAGUGUGCAAGUGGUAUCUGAUGAAGAUGUGCGUAGAAUGGCAGCCUGUAACAAUGAGGACGUGAGUGUAGAAGAUGCUGAGAGGUUAUCGUCACUUGGAGAGGAAAUAAAGAAAGAUCUUGGCCUUGAUGAGGAUACAAUUAAGAGCUUGCCAAGAAGUGCUACUGAGAUUGAUAUAAGAAACUCUGUGAAUGAGAUGUGCAAGGCAGACAAGGAAAUGCUCAGCAAUGGGCUUGAGGAUGUGAUUGAUGGAGUUGAGAUCAGUAAAAGAAGGUGUGACGGUACGAAUGAUAGUCAACAGAAGAGCAUGUCUACGAUUCACACAGAACCUUAUAUUAAUACACGUGGAUCAGUUAAUUUGAGUAAUGAGAAUGGCAACGAAGAUGAAGCGUCAAGGAAGGCAUUUGAGAAUCUUCAGGUGGUUUUUGGGAUUGAUUACAAAGGAGGGCUUCAAAUCUCGCUAAGCCUAGAACUUCCUAGAAAAGUUCUCUUGAAGGUGGUUGUGAGCAUUGGAGGAGUAAGAGGAAAUGUGCUUGUUAAGAUGCCAUCUAAGAACUAUGAUACAAGAUACGAGUAUUGUUUUGUUUCGAAACCUGAUCUUGCUAUUACAGUUGAGUCAGGAAUAGUAAGCUCGCAGGGAAAGCUUGGAUUCCGAAAGUCAAUAUCGAAAUUUAUUGAGAGAUACAUUAGACAGGUUGUUUUUGGAACAAUGGUGUAUCCAUAUUGGAACGAGCAAUAUCUCCCAUUUGUGAUUCCAUCGAUUAAGGAUGUUUUGUACUCUAUUGAAAAGGUAACACCGAGCAACUUUGAAGCAGAGAUUGAAAAGAUAUCUGAACAAAUCAAACUGUAUAUUCUGAUGGAUUAUAAGAUAAUUGAGAUUGAAAACGAGAUCGUAUAUAGGAGAAUAGGAUAUUUCAUUAAUGGAAGUGAAAGAAUAUAUUGCACACACUUUGUGAUUCCACAGGUAUCACUCAAAACAUCACAUUUCUAUAGAGAUAACCGAUUUUUCAAGGGUCUGUCUGUUCAGGAAAGUCGAGUGAUGAGCCUGCUGUACAACUGGGAGAUGUUUUCGGAUGUUAUUUCAGGAUUCAAGGGGAUGAAGACGUUGCAUAUUCUUAGUUCUGAGUUUUCGCUAGUUGAGGCCGUUUUUGAUGAGGAUAGAUAUGAGUUUGUGAGGAUAGUGAUGAAGAAUGGAAUUAUAUUUCAAAGGAACGAUCCUAACAGUCCAGAGUUUAUUGUGUUCAGGAUAUCUGAAGAGGUUUUGUAUGUUUACCAGUAUGUGAAGACAAGGAAACUUAUGAUGAACAAGAAAAGGAUGUCGAAAGUGAAGAGCAAGCUUGAAUUGAAGCCUUUUACUUCGCUAGGACUGGUGUCGUUAUACAGACUGAUUAAGUUUUCAAAACAAACAGCACUCAGUUAUUUCAAGCCAUCCUCAGAUUUGUGUAAUGAAGAUGACGAAGGAUGCGGAGUAUAUAAAGAGCAGAAAGAGAUUAUAAUUACCGACAUUAAAGAAAAGCCAACAACUGAGCUUGUGGAGAUAUUUGAGGAUAUAAUUGCAGAUGUCAAUACAUCCAAGUAUGUUUUGAAAAGUAUAUGCUCCAGAGCAUUGCCUGAGAGUAUAUAUCGAGUUCUAAAACAAGAUGAAGUCCGAAUGAAGCUGUUUUCUGAAUAUAGUGAGAUAUACACUGUGGUACAAGAAACGAAUGCGAUUAGAAGCAUUGUUGUUGAGAACAAAGUUUUUACUGAUAGAAUUGAUGCUGGACUGGGUGAUGUGCAUCAGGAUGAAUUGAUCGAAGCGUCUAGAAGUGGAAUUGCAAAUGACUUUGUUGUGCAUUCGUACUUUGGGGAGCAGAUCAUUGCUGACCUGAGAUUUGGCGAAUGCAAAGAUGUUUUUGUGUAUAAGAUUGAUAAGAUGGAAGACAACACACAUGGUUAUAAAUCAAAAGUUGAGCUUUAUUACAGCGAGUCUGCAUGUAUAAGGUUUCCAAAUUAUUUUUUUGAGGCAUUUAUGCUGAGGAUAAGGCAAGAUGAGUACAUGUCCAUUGUGUCUGCAGUUGCACAUGAGACAUCUCCUAUAGAAAAGAUGUUUAAGAAAGAGAUUGAUGUAUACCAAGGUGCACUGUACAUAGAGUUUUUUACGGAUGCGCCUGAUGACUAUACACUUACAAUUCAUAAGGCAAAUAGUGGAGAGGUUGUAUAUGAGAUAUACAAGGUGAUUACAUCGAGGAAGGCUAGAAUGGUUAUUCCGAGUGUGGGUGGGAAAGAAGGAGUGGUGAUUACGCUUGUUCCCAAGUUCAACAGGAACUCAAAAAUCCAUCAUAAGAUUAUCAGUCUUCCAGAAAUGUUCAGAGGCGAAACAUUGGUUGAUUGUAGUAUAGGACUGUCUAAGAACAUGAAGUUCCGCUGUAUGGUGUCUGGAACAACAGAUUCUGUAAUUUUCUGGGAGAAGUGUUGUGAUGACGAGGUCCGUGGGUAUAUAGAGGACAACACCACUAGAGUGGCAAUAAAAGGAUGCGGAACAAUGAGGACAGAUAACAAAGAAUACAGCAUUUACUAUAAGAAUAAGGGAAACAAGAAACGAGAAAUAAGGGUUUUUGUUGGACUGAGCCUGAAGAAAGAGUAA
Molecule: messenger RNA, 2991 nt
Organism: Ordospora colligata OC4
Lineage: Eukaryota; Fungi; Microsporidia; Ordosporidae
Exons: 1
Coding region: 1-2991 (996 amino acids)
Cellular component (GO): endoplasmic reticulum
Molecular function (GO): lipid binding
Source: RefSeq, a predicted model, not a curated record